Molecule: messenger RNA, 1708 nt
Organism: Harpia harpyja (harpy eagle)
Lineage: Eukaryota; Metazoa; Chordata; Aves; Accipitriformes; Accipitridae
Product: aldo-keto reductase family 1 member B1-like
Exons: 10
Coding region: 392-1342 (316 amino acids)
Cellular component (GO): cytosol
Molecular function (GO): aldose reductase (NADPH) activity
Source: RefSeq, a predicted model, not a curated record
CCAGCGUGUAUCACAAGCGAGAUCUGCGUGAACAACCCACGGCACAGGGACAGGGUGCUGCAGGAGCUGAACCCUGCACAGUCACAAGCUGGAUGGGAGCACAGCCGCCCUCAGCCCUUAUCACCGGGAGGAGGGGGCUGCAGGGCGCAUCACUGCACGUUCCAGGGGGGUCGUCACCUCCGUGAUUUUUAAUUGAUUUCAGCUUUCACAUUAACCUGUGUGAGUUGAGUCUACAGAGACAAAGCCGCAGCCUUGUUUGCUGGAUAUGGGAGGACCCAGAGCACUGGCGCCGCUCCGCCAUCUUCCCCUGCCCUAGCCAGCGACCGGUCACUAUUAAACCAGCUGGGCAAGAGGCGGCUGCACUGCGGCUUCCCAGACGGCGUGCAGGGCCAUGGCGACCUACGUGCAGCUGAGCACCACAGCCAAGAUGCCCCUCGUGGGGCUGGGCACCUGGCAGUCUCCAGCUGGGAAAGUAACAGCUGCAGUGAUGGCUGCCAUCGAUGCUGGGUACCACCACUUUGACUGUGCCUACGUGUACCAGAAUGAGAAAGAAGUUGGGGAAGGGAUCCACCAGAAAAUCAAGGAACGUGUUGUGAAACGAGAAGACCUCUUCAUUGUCAGUAAGCUGUGGUGCACAUUUUAUGAAAAGCCUCUGGUGAAGGGAGCCUGCCAGAAGACUCUUGCUGACCUGAAACUGGAUUACCUGGAUCUCUACCUCAUGCACUGGCCUCUUGGGUUCAAGGCAGGAGAUGAGCUGUUUCCCAAAGAUGACAAAGGCAUGUCUAUACCUAGCAACACUGAUAUUCUACAGACAUGGGAGGCCAUGGAAGAGCUGGUGGAUGCUGGCCUGGUAAAAGCCAUUGGAAUCUCCAACUUUAACCAUGAGCAGAUUGAAAGAAUCUUGAACAAACCAGGACUGAAGUACAAGCCUGCAAAUAACCAGAUUGAAUGUCAUCCAUACCUCACCCAGGAGAAGCUGAUCAAGUACUGUCAAUCCAAAGGUAUUGCUGUGACAGCAUACUGUCCCCUUGGCUCUCCUGACAGACCAUGGGCUAAGCCAGAGGACCCUUCCCUUCUGGAUGAGCCCAGGAUCAAAGAGAUUGCAGCCAAGCACAACAAAACACCAGCACAGGUUCUCCUUCGCUUCCAGACGCAGAGAAAUGUGAUUGCAAUUCCCAAGUCCAUCACACCACAGCGCAUUGUGGAGAACCUCAAGGUGUUUGACUUUGAAUUGACUAAAAAGGAGAUGGCAACCAUUCUCAGCUUUAACAGAAACUGGAGGAUCUGUGCAAUGAGCAUGUCCAAAACUCACAAGGAGUACCCUUUCCAUGCAGAAUACUGAAGAUGCUUGUAACAUGGCCUUCACUAGACCUCUGGUGUCUCACGUGCCUCUGCUCUAACUUUGAGCUGUCUAUUUAUCUAGUUUUCUUACUGCAUCUGCCUUGCUGCUGCUAGUGAAGACAUGAGAUGUUUAUCCCACGAAAUUUGUUUGAGUUCUUUUUUUGGAAGAAGGAAAAAGUAUUUUCUACAGAUCAAAAUGUGGGGUGUAAUAAUUUUCUGCUUAUUAGAAGAGAGGAUUACUAUUGAAGAGCCUAAGCAGAGGUGCUAAGCAGAAAAUGGGGAGAGAGUUUGUACCACUAUUCGGUGAUUGCCUUCAGUCUUGCAUCAGCAGAAACCAGAUGUUGACAAACCCCAUGCAUCCACAAUU